Molecule: messenger RNA, 504 nt
Organism: Cucurbita pepo subsp. pepo (vegetable marrow)
Lineage: Eukaryota; Viridiplantae; Streptophyta; Magnoliopsida; Cucurbitales; Cucurbitaceae
Source: RefSeq, a predicted model, not a curated record
UUCCUAAAAAGACAUAUAAAAUGGGUGUGUUGGUUUCCAAACCAGGAGCUCGGUAUUGAUUUGGUUUGAAGAAUGGCAACCUGUUUGAUGCAACAAAAGGGAAGUGGAGAGGAAGCAAAUGGGGGGAAGAAAAUUGUAAUAACCGGAGUGAGCCAAGGAUUGGGACGAGCAUUGGCGUUUGAGUUGGCAAAACGAGGCCACACUAUAAUCGGUUGUUCCCGCACCCAAGACAAGUUAGAUUCCCUUCACCAACAACUCUCCAAUUCUUCCUCACUCAAUCAUUUACUCCUCAAUGUUGAUGUGAGGUCAGAUGAGAGCGUUGAAACCAUGGUUCGUACUGUAAUCCACAAAUUUGGCGUUCCAGACAUAAUUGUAAACAAUGCAGCUACAAUCAAUAAGGAGAAUGCCAAGAUUGGCGACAUUAGUAGAGAAGAGUUUGAUGAUAUCAUUGACACAAAUGUGAAGGGGACCGCUAAUGUAUUGCGUCACUNAUACAAAAUCUAG